AUGACAAAUUUACAAGCUAACAGCAAUGUUCACAGAUGGAUCCCAAAGUCUCAAAUUCCUUUGCUAGUGGUGGUGUCGCUCAUGGCUCUCAUAAACUCAGCUGUGCUCGGUUUUGAUGCUUCUAUGAUAGGUGGCAUACUCAAUUUGCCAAGUUACAAUGAGUACUUUGAAUUGACUACCGCUACAAUUGGUCUAAAUGGUGCUUCCAUGUGGAUGGGAGAAAUACUCUGCGUUUUGACGAUUAUGCAAUGGUCUACCGAUAAGCUUGGAAGAAAAAUCUCCAUAUUGAUAGGAACUGUGAUCACAAUAAUUGGCAUAGCUAUUCAAAGCGGAGCGCAAAACAUUGCCAUGUUUGUAGUGGGAAGAAUCAUCUUGGGUUUUGGAGCAGCUUUGGGCAACACCGCAGCACCCACUUUGAUCGCAGAGAUCUCUCCUGCAAAGUAUCGUGGUAUACUAGUUGGUGGCUAUUUUACUUGUUUUCAGGUUGGAGCUUUGGUGGCCAGUGGUGUCACGUAUGCUUCGAGAAACGCACUGGGUACAUGGUCAUGGAGAAUCCCGUCUAUUGUUCAAGGAGUUCCUUCGAUUGCGUCGCUAAUCUUGCUUUUUUUUUGUCCGGAAUCUCCACACUGGCUUAUAAUGAACAACAGAGAAGAAGAAGCUAUUGAGAUUCUUUGUAUUGUGGAAAACGUUGAUGCUGUUGGCGCAAAGGCGAUAGCGAGAAAAAUCGCAAUUCUCGGUCAGCAGCUGAUGAAUUCGAGUGCAAAUGUAUGGAAGACGCUUUUGGUUCGGAGAGAAAAUUGGUGCCGACUUUUCAUUCUUGUCACUCAAUCCUUUCUCAAUGAAUUUGGUGGGUCCAGUAUCAGCAAUUAUUACUCGUUGUUUUUGGAUCAGGCCGGAGUGACAGAUUAUACUCAAAAGCUUCAGGUGGGUAUAGUGAUGAGUGCAUGGUCUGUGGUGCUUGCCGCGUUCGGAGCCUAUGCUUUUGAUGUUAUUGGAAGAAAAAAGCUGGCUCUCAUUUCUCUCUGCGGAAUGAUCAUUUGCAACUUUGUCAUUGGAGGAAUGAUAAAAGCUUUUGAAGGCACCGAAAACCAUUCUGGAAGCUAUGCUACUAUAUUUUUCUUCUUCAUGUUCAACGGAUUUUAUGCCUUUACUUUCACCCCAUUGAGUUGUCUCUAUUCUGCUGAAUUAUUCCCUUACUCGACCAGAGUAGCGGGUCAGACAUUCUACAAAUUUUGGAACGAAGGAUUGGGUCUUGCUGCUCAAUUCGUGUCCCCAUUUGGGCUCGAUAACCUUGGUUGGAAGUUUUUUAUGGUAAUCGCAGGUUACAGCGUAAUCUUUGUCCCGAUAAUUUACUAUGUGUGGGUCGAAACCAAAGGAGUUCCCAUUGAAGAAGUGGAAAAGCUUUUCCAGAGACCCAAAGCUGUAGAUGCAGAAGCCAGUGACCCAGAGUCCGUAGCGGAGAUAGAGAAAGAACUGGUGGUAGUGGGCGGUAUAAGCGAGUGCAAGUAG
Meyerozyma guilliermondii ATCC 6260 is the source of this 1509-nucleotide messenger RNA. RefSeq lists its product as uncharacterized. Gene Ontology annotation, molecular function: carbohydrate:proton symporter activity. Gene Ontology annotation, cellular component: membrane. The coding region runs from base 1 to 1509 and encodes 502 amino acids. The transcript has a single exon. The record is from RefSeq and is a predicted model, not a curated record. NCBI's taxonomy places the organism in Eukaryota, Fungi, Ascomycota, Pichiomycetes, Serinales, Debaryomycetaceae. Gene Ontology annotation, biological process: transmembrane transport; carbohydrate transport.